ACCAUCUACAACCAAGUGAGGGAUAAUUAGGCUUGGGUUGCGAAGAACUCGAAAAGCAUUUACAAUGCCAGACACAUUUAGACUCUGGACCAUUAGUGAAUAUGAGAGUGGGUUUUAUGGAAAUUGAAAGUCAACUUUUUUCAACUUACUUCUUGUGCUUUGUUUCUAAAAAAGUCAGAAUGCCUUUGUCGCUGGUUGAUCACAUUCUCAAACUUACUCCCUACAGCGGAAUGGUCGGACAGCUUCAUCCUUGGCAAUCUGCUCUCAUCUCGCUUGCCGUGGUGUUGGUCGCCACUGUCACCGCACAGGUCAUUUACCGCCGAGCAACACGUCCGCCUUUUCGCCCAGCUGGAAAGCUUUGCCUUAUUACCGGUGGCAGCACUGGACUCGGCAAAGCCUUGGCUGUUUCCAUGGCCGCUUCUGGAGCUGACGUUGUCAUUGUUGCCCGAAGACAAGCAGAGCUGGCUGUCGCCGUUAAGGAGAUCGAGGCUAAGAAGCUUAAUGCGUCGCAGAUCGUUCUCGCCGUCAGUGCUGACGUGACCUCGAAAACCGAUAUUGUUCGCAUCUUUGAUGAAACCAAAGCAAAGAUGAACCGGGAUCCCGACUAUGUUUUUGCUUGUGCUGGUGCCUCGUUCCCCAAGAUGUUUUUGGAUCAUACCAUGGAAGAUUUCGAAUUCCUUUCCAAUUUGAACUACCUCGGCCAAGCCUAUAUUGCCCACCAAGCGGCAAAGCGAAUGGUGGAGUCUAAAAUCAAGGAUGGCAAGAUUGUAUUCGUUUCAUCAGUAUUGGGUUUAAUGAGUUUUGCUGGAUGGUCAACCUAUUCGCCGACUAAAUAUGCCGUUCGCGGUUUGGCCGACACGCUUCGUAACGAAUUGCAACGUUAUACCAUCAACGUUCACAUUUUCUUCCCCGGUACAAUCUUCACUCCUGGAUUUGAAAUAGAGAACCAAACCAAGCCCCACGUUACCAAGGUGAUCGAAGGAGCCAGUGAGGGACAGACCCCAGAAGAGUGCGCUCGUUCUUUGACAAAAGGCCUCGAAGCUGGUUACUAUGCCAUCACGACAGACUUCCUCACUGAACUGCUUCGUACGGUUGGCCGCGGUGUUGGACCGACCAAUGGAUUCUUCUCAGACUGGAUAUUGAGCAGUGUUGGAUGGGCUUCACAUUUUACAUGGACUACGUUGUAAGAAAUGAUUCUACUACCAACUGAACGGGGGCUAUGAUACACAAGAUACUGUACUAUGCUCACAGUAAGCUUUUUCGUUCUACACACACUUCGUAACUGUGUGUGCUCAUGUUUUGGGCUCUCCGCUG
Messenger RNA from Umbelopsis ramanniana AG, 1314 nucleotides. RefSeq lists its product as uncharacterized. Bases 102 to 1187 code for a protein of 361 amino acids. Gene Ontology annotation, cellular component: endoplasmic reticulum membrane. The record is from RefSeq and is a predicted model, not a curated record. Gene Ontology annotation, biological process: sphingolipid biosynthetic process. Gene Ontology annotation, molecular function: 3-dehydrosphinganine reductase activity. NCBI's taxonomy places the organism in Eukaryota, Fungi, Mucoromycota, Umbelopsidomycetes, Umbelopsidales, Umbelopsidaceae. The transcript has 6 exons.